Messenger RNA from Danio rerio (zebrafish), 2654 nucleotides. Lineage: Eukaryota; Metazoa; Chordata; Actinopteri; Cypriniformes; Danionidae. The record is from RefSeq and is a predicted model, not a curated record.
UUUGCCUCUCGGGAGCGCGCAGAGCGGCGACGCGCGUGGAGUUUAUUCGCCAACGCACUCAAACUUUGCCGUUAUUCUGUGUGUACGGUCGCGUGUCACGGUGUGAAGGGAAAAUAGCGAGUGACGGGCAGUUAAACGGAUUAAGACGGUCUGGCGAGAGAAAGAAUGAGAGACGCGCGAGAGAGAUAGAGAGGGUGAGGAUGAAUAAUCCAGCUAAUCCAGGCCAAUCCCAGCAUUCAGUCUUCUCUGAGAGCACAGACAAAACACAGCGGAUCACACACAUCUGAUGCGCUUUAGACCCGCUGUUUUGGGGGAUUUUGGGACGCCGGAGGCAUUCAGAAACACUAAAUCAACAAAUCAGGACAUCAUGAGUGCUAAAACUGAGAGAGGAAGAUGGUCCUGGAUGUCAUUCAUCUAACAGAAACUCAGUUUUUCUGGAGAAACAGUUUUCAGUUUUGGAGCGAAUGCAGAUUUAGAAGAGAAGAAACACCUGGUGGAUGUUUGUAAGAGGUUUUGCAUCAUGUAAAACUGAGCGUGGAUUACAAAGGGAUUUUUUUGCAUUGCACGUUUUUAUGCAGAAAACUUUAUUACCAUUAUUUAUUCCCGCGAUCAGAGACGGUGCAGUGUUUGGUGCUCACUGGAAGGUGUUUAAACUCUAAAUCCUAUUAGGCUUCUUUAGCAGGUUAUUUUUAAACUCCGGCUCGGGACAGCCAGCAGCGCACGAACCGAUGGAUCUCAUGCAAACACACUUUUCUCUUUACGUGGCUUUUAUUUGAAGAUGUGAUGUGUUCAUAUGCGAGAAACACUCAAUGGUGUCUUUAGUUUGAGAGAAUUUUGUCUUAAUGAUGCUCCUAAAAACUGUUUUGAAUGACCUUUUUGCAAGUUAUUAGCAUCAGAUUGGGAUUUUUUUUUUAUUUUAUUUGCCUAUUAUGAAGUUUUAAUUGAAUUAUAUCACUAAAAACACUUCUUUAUUAGCUUAAACUACAAAUUGGUUUAGUUUGUGGCUUCAUAUUUACAUUUAUCUCGCAUUUUCAGGCAUGUUUGUCCACUAUUUAUUUUUUCCAGGAUUAGUUUGAAAGAUUCACAGUCAGCUGUGUUUACAUUAAUCUCAUGGCAUAAAAGCAUUUGAGUGUCUAAAAGCUCAGUCUGAAGCUAUCUGUUGCUCAAAACCAGCUGAGUGCGCGAUCUAUUGCUUAAAACUAGCUUAGAGCGCUGUUCGCGAUUAAAACUAGCUUAAGCACCACCUGCAGUUCAAAACUAACCGAGAACGGCAUCUGCUGUUAAAAACUAGUUUAGAGCACCAUCUGCUAUUUAACCUUCAUUUAACAUUCAUUAUUAGCAUCAUUUGACUGCUUUAUAAUACUAGCAUUAGACAUUUUUGUAGUCUUUUUAUAAGCAAUUUUAUCUGUUUCAGAAUCUAUUUUAAGGAUUAUUUGACUCGUGUUUAUUUUUGGAUCUUUUAGACCAAUUAUUUGACAUCUGGCAUUGGAUUAUAUUGGACAUCAUCAGAGCUUUACCACUUACAUUAUUUCCUGAGAUUUCCUUGAUUUUUUUUUUAUUGUGGAUCACCAUAUUGUCUGGCCAUGAGUCUGGGAAAGCUGCCGGCGAUUAAAGGCUUGGUGUCCACGUCUCAGAGUAGACGGCGCUUUAAGAGCGAGCUGUCGGUGGACAUGAUCAGUCCGCCGCUCGGAGACUUCCGCCACACCAUGCAUGUGGGACGUGGUGGAGACGUUUUUGGGGACACCUCAUUUCUGAGCAACUACGGCGGCUCUGGUCACAGUGAUGCCCAGCGGUGUCCAGAUUCACCACCAGGCUCCAAAACGACACGGUUUCUGUCACGAACUCUUCAGCACGUGCGGAAGACGCCUGCGCCCCGGCCGAGAGGAGGGUCCCGGGACUUCUCUUCACCGCCUCCACCGAUCUCACCCAUCAUCAAAAACGCCAUCUCUCUGCCUCAGCUCAACCUGAGUAAUGGUGGCCUGAUGAGGACCAUGCUGCACACCUCCACCAGCUCUCCGGACCGCCCGCUCUGCUCCUACGGUCUUCCAUCUGGUUUCGUCACGCUGCCUCGUUUCUCUCGACUGGACCAGAGCUUUGCAGAAGCGCCUGAAUCACCCCGUACUGACAGUCGACGCAGCAGUGAGGUCUCGUUGUCGCCAUCUGAUUCGCUGUCGUCCUUCACGGUGGACCUUGGCCCCUCCCUCAUGACUGAGGUUCUGGAGAUAAUUGACAACUCCUGCAGUCUCCUGAAGAGCCGCGAGGAGGAGGACGAGGAUCAGCGGAGCGCAGGGUCUGACAGGGAAAAUCAGCUGUCCGAUGACUCUGUGCUGCGUUCGGUCACUGCAGACGUGGCCAUCGAGCCCAGGAGGUUCCAGCAGGCCGCUAGCAUGCUAGCACGACACUUUGGAGGAAGAGCUGAAGAGGAGCGGCAGAGACCUUCAUCUUUUAGACACACAAGGACGCCGUACAGCUUCACUGAGACAGAGGAAGAAAUCAAAGUAUGAGCGGCAGGAAUUGAAGAGCUGUGACAUUACAAAUCCAGUUAAUUUAGCUUUAAGAUAAACAUCAUUUGGGCGACAUGGUGGCUUAGUGGUUUGCACUGUCGCCUCACAGCAAGAAGGUCGCUGGUUCAAGCCCAGCUGGGUCAGUUGGCA